Hibiscus syriacus is the source of this 702-nucleotide messenger RNA. RefSeq lists its product as uncharacterized. The transcript has 2 exons. The record is from RefSeq and is a predicted model, not a curated record. The coding region runs from base 212 to 550 and encodes 112 amino acids. NCBI's taxonomy places the organism in Eukaryota, Viridiplantae, Streptophyta, Magnoliopsida, Malvales, Malvaceae.
GAAUUUCAUCCAAAAUUCCAAAAAGCAGCGCAAUGGCUAGUCUCUCCAUCAUCACUAGCAACGCCUCAGUCCUCUCCGUUCUCCCGUCAGUCGGACAUCCUUCAGACACCUCCACGUCACUUCUCCGACUAUUGUUGAAUUACCCGUCUACAUAUCUGACCGGAAAACUAGAGGGCUCCUUCCCUAUCCCUCUAUCCCAAAUACAUCCUUCAUGCAUCUCCACGUGCUUACUCCGGCGGUUUUUUCAUUUUCUGAUGACUUAUCUAACCGGAAAAGAAGGAAAUUGGAGGUGUUGACACGCGCGGGAGCCAACACCAGCAGAUACGUGUUCGCUUCUGUGUUACCGUUCUCUCUCAUGGCCGUUAUAUUCUUCACUUCUAUCAAGAUUGCCGAUAAGCUCGACAAAGACUCCCUCGAAGAUCUUGCUAUAAAUCAGGCAGCAAGGGAAGCAGAGGAUGAUGAUGAUGGUAAUGAUGUCAUUUCAUUGGACGAAAUAGUUCAAGAGCCUGUGCUUCCACGUACUCGGAACCGGCCCAAGAGGGAAGUGUAGGCAUACAAUUUCUUGAUUUGCUUCAUUUAUAAUUGGUAUUAAUUGUAUGAUUCUUUAUCCGAGCGUGUGUAAACUCAUAGAAAGAGCCAUCGAACAAUGUAAAUUAGCUUUUUGAAGAAAAAAAAAUAACAGAGAAGGGAUUUCAUUGAGCU